CCCGCGGUGCGCGCGCGGAUUUGAAAGUGUCCCGGUAUUUUUCACCAUAAUGGAGCGGAGCCGUGGGUCGAAUGUCCGCUUCAGGGAGGUGGGCGUUGACACGGAGUCGCUGCAGAAAGCGGUCGAGUACUUUACCACUGUGAAGGAGAAAAAUCCAUCAAAAGGAAUUCUUUAUCUGGAGACAAUUGAAGGCAUUGCUUUUGAGAAGGGCUUGCUACCGGAUGUGAUUGAAGCACUUCUGGAUGUGGCUAUGAGUGCCAGACUAGUUGACAGGUUUAAUACACGCAUCUUAAGAUGCCUUAUUCCUGCGUCAGUAGUUCCUGAAAAUGCAGUGACUAAAGCCAUCUCCUGGAUAUGUACAAGGAAACCUGGUGUUAAUGUCCAGGUACUGUUUUUCAAGUGGUUGUUAGCUGUGUUUGAUCUGUUGGAUUCAAAGAAACAUAUACAUUCAUUGUAUGGCAUGAUUUUCUUCUUCCUUCAGAACGACAAACUGUGCCCAUAUAUAUGUCACUUAUUGUACCUGUUGACAAAAAAGGAAAAUGUUAAACGAUUCAGAGUUAAGAAGUUAAUAGAUCUACAGUCCAAAAUGGGAAUGCAGACACACUUGGUGGCCCUUCUCUUGUUGUAUAAGAUCCAUGCACCUGAAUAUGUUUCUUUGACACUAUCUGGAAAACCCAAAAAUUUUCAUGAGUGUAGUUCUCCCUGGAAAAAAUUCAUUGAAAAGAUCCAAAACAAUGGUUACAGGCAGUUGUCCAAAACUCGAGGUUUGGAAAACUUAAUAGAGCCUCCAAUGCAAAAAAGGAGGAGAAAGAUGCAUCAAGAAGUUAUCCCAAGUAUCAGUAGUGCUGCACACACGACUGAACUGCCUCAUUUCCUAAUUCAGAGCAAAACCUUUCCUUUGGAGCAGUUAACCACAUUCUCUCAACUACUGCAGAACUUUGAUUGGAUUGAGUUUCCAGCACAGAUGGGUUCAGUGCUAAGGUCUCCUCUGUUACUUCAUUACAUUAAUUGGGUAAAAGAUGAUUCCGCCUUACUUCGUCUGGAUUUUUGGCUGGCUCAAACUCUUCAGGAAGAGUUUGCAGACUGCAAAGGGGACUCCUUGCAAAAGGAGGAGGAAUUCAAGAAGUUUUUAAACAUCAUCAUAAGAACUCAGGAAUUUCUGCAAGAAGGCUUCUCCUGCAGUGAGGAUUUUGUGUUCAAGAGCUUAACUCUUUGGGAUAGUUUUUGGUGUAGCUCUCAGAUCUUUGCCUUGCUUACCUGGAUUCCACCAAGUUCUGAUAUUAUUUCCCUUUAUUUUGAUCCAUUAAGGAAAUUGUUCUUCACUUCCUCAGUUUAUUUCAAGUGCAGUGUGAUUGAGAGCAUCACCAAUCUACUGGUAAACUGGCUGACCUGGUACUCUGUAUAUGUGACAGAGAUGGAUAGAGAGUCGCCCAGUGAUUCAGAGAGUCCUCUGAGCUCCUUCCUUUCUGGAUUAAUGAAUUCUGUUGUUGAACUUGUGGAAUUUAGUGCAAGAAUGUUUACAGUAUCGCUACAGCUAGAAGCUUACAACAGUCUAUUGUUGCACUUCAUCCUCAACUUCUAUGAGAUGGUUUCUGAGAUGUAUUUGAAAUAUGGUCUACCCAUGGUAAUUAUGCCACCUGAUGGUAUCUUCUAUCCAGCACUAUUGAGUUUGGAAUCAGUGACUCUGAAUCAGCUGUGCCAUAUGAUGCAUAGGUAUCGUACAAAUCUUGUAGCUUUGAAGUCUUUGGAUCCAAGCAAAAAUCUGCAUAUGGGAUUAAAGGUGAACAGGAAAACAUUUCAGCAAUACAAUUCAUUUGUGAAAGCAGCAGUCAGCUGUUUGUGGACAUCUGAAAACUUUGUGCAAGAUAUUUGCUUGAUGGGUAUUGGGAUUGAAGAUGAUCUGUUGGCACAAACUAAGAUUACAGAUUCCAAGGACAGCUUUACUAUUGUUAAUCAUCCAGCACUCAUGGGGCAUGCCAUAAAUUUUAUCCAGAAGGGUUGGCCUAAUGAAAAGAAACGAUUGCGUGUAAUUCAGGGAAAAGUAUGGAACUGGUAUGUGAAAUAUCUAUACAACCAAGGGCUUAAUGGACUUAAAUACUUCCUUGAAGGCAGCACCCAUAUGUCAUCCAGCUCAAGACAUUAAACUACAGCGUCGCACUGCAAAGAUUUGCAUAUUGAGCAAUACUACACCACUUAAUUACUCUUUGCUUACAUACUGGCUAUCCAUCUGCUUCACAAAUAAUUACGCGUACAAUGUGUUUGGCAUCAGGAUUAAUGAAUUGUAAUAUUGAAUGAAGGAUUUGGUAAAGCCUUCAGGAAGGAAACUUGUCUGUAUGUUAAUCCAAACACAUCCUUCUUGCAAGUUGUCUAUUAAGGAACUUGAUGUCUGCACAGGAUAUUAUAGAAGCUAAAAUGCACAGUGUUGUAUUGAAUGGUAAACUGUGAUAAUCUCUCAUUAUUGAGAAGGAUGGUACCUGUAAUGUAAAACAUUGUGCUAUUUUGAAAAUCUGUAAGUAUGUAAAUAAGAAAUAGUAGAAACUGGUAGAAAUUGCCAAGUGGUUGAGAAUGGUACUGGACAAGAUAAUUCUGAGAUUACUUUAACUUUCAGAUACUGUGGUCACAAAUAAUUGAGCCACAGACUUAAUAGAAAAAUGAUUUAGUAUUCUCUGGCAUUACUUGUUUCUUUACGAGGCAUGAAUGAUUGCAAGAGUUUUCUGAAUUGAAAUGCUACUGUAGCAAAUAAUAUUGGAAUACAGUAGAAAAGAGUGCAUAAUUUUUCAACAUCAAUGUAGAGAAUCUAGAGAGUGCAUGGUGAGGGUAUUGUUAAAUGUUUGCAGGAUGUUUUUGUGACUUCCCCACUUGUGACUGCAGUGUCUUAACUUUUAUUGAUAACAGUGUCUUCGAAAUAACAUGUUUUAUACACAGGAAGUAUCAGAUAUAGAAAGCAUUUUUCUUCCAAAUAUGCUGUAAUUUCAAUAGAAAUUUGUUUCUAACAAUUAAACUCAGAAACAGAUCUUGAGAGUCACUUUAGAUGUUGAAGCCUGUGGUUGUCUGAAGUUGAAAAGGAGUUCUUUUUAAUAAAUGUAAAAAAUGCAUUUUUAUUCCUUAAAUAGAUGAAUGUAAUAUUUAAAAAGCAUCUUUUAAGCAUACUGUGUAAAAAUGAAUUGUGCGGGAAUGCCUUUGCUCAUUUUCUUAUUGGUAUAUCUGCUGUUCCAGCAGUUUCCUAUUUUAAAUAGUGCAUUUAACAGCAAGGAAGAUGGCAGGGAUGUAGUAUAUUUACUUGACACAUGUUCUGAAUUCAGUUGCCACUGCAGUUAGAAAGAAAAAGGCACGGAUGGAGGAAGGAAAUUUUGUUUUUUUUCCCCUCUCUCAACUCAAGGAUUCAGAGCUUCAGCAAUAGAAGUAGGCCACAUGGGCCUUCCAGGCUCCUCUACCAAGACUGAUCUGCCUUCAACUUCACUUGGUUACUCAAUUCAUACAGACCCUGCAUUCUAAAGAUAUCUUCACUUAAGCCUUGCACAUAUAUUCAGCAUCUCCUGCAUGAAGAAAUUCCUCCUAUCAUCAGACCAAGAUGCCCAAGUGCUCAUCUUGAGACUCUGUUCUAGAUUUUGACUCUCACACAGGGAAAUAAUCUGUUAGCCGCCCACAUAAACCUCUUUAAUAUCUUCUAAAGCGGGUGGAAUAUAGGGUUAUUGUAUGUCCUUUCUUGUCUAACCAGGAAUCAAUCUAGUAAAUAGAAAAUGCUGGAAAUACUCAAGACAUUAGGAACCUAUAUGAAGAAAUAAUUAAACAAUAUUUCAGAUUAAUUCCCUUUUCAUCAGAAUUGGAUCAAUUUAUUAAAGCCUUGUCCACUGUUUCCAUGUCAGGAGUUUAUACCUAGACAGAAAGAUCUUGCCAAUAACCUCUUCUACUCUGCCUGUCAAAAUAGAGAUCAGCAAAACUUUUGCUGAUGCUGUAGAUGUCAAUCUGAAUAAAUUUUAAUCCUGAAGAUUUAUAAGAAGUACUCAAGCUGCUUUAAUUUAUAUAUGUUCUGAUAAAUGCAAUGCUUGUCUGGCAUUAUGUAUGUAUGUACAGAUUUAACUAGGUAUUUAAAAUAGUUUCUGUUUCAAUUCUACUUUUAUUUCACUAGCACUUAUUUUAAAUUACUUAGUCCUGACAAAUUUAAAUUUGCAAUUGGAACAGUUCUGACUCAUAGAGGAGGAGUGGGUCGUUCUGCUGCUGAUUUAAAUAAAAGCAGAAUACAAUGAAGAUACAAAAAUUCCUUGUAAUAUUUGUAAAACAAAAUGGUAAGUUAGCAAAUUUAUUUUACAGUGUACAGUGGCAUGCAAAAGUUUGGACACUCUUGGUCAAAAUUUCGGUUACUGUGAAUAGCUAAGCGAGUAAAAGGAAUUUGUUGCAUGGCCAGAGUGAUGACUCUGCUGUCAUAGCUGCCAACACAAUCAAACCUGUAGAUCAAAAAUUAUCAGAAAGAAAAUUAUCUUAUUAUUUGAAGCAGUAAAUAUAAAAUCAAUUCGAAUAAUAAAUACAAUGGCAUGCAAAAGUUUGGGCACCUUGGUCAAAAUUUCUGUUACUGUGAAUAGCUGAGUAAAAGAUGACCUGAUUUCCAAAAGGCAUAAAGUUAAAGAUGACACAUUUCUUUAAUAUUUUAAGCAAGAUUACUUUUUUAUUUCCAUCUUUUACAGUUUCAAAAUAACAAAAAAGAAAAAGGGCCCGAAGCAAAAGUAUGGGCACCCUGCAUGGUCAGUACUUAGUAACACUCCCUUUGGCAAGUAUCACAGCUUGUAAACACUUUCUGCUACAAAUAUUUCAAUUCUUGUUUGGGGGAUUUUCAUCCAUUCUUCCUUGCAAAAAGCUUCUAGUUCUGUAAGAUUCUUGGGCCGUCUUCUAUGCACUGUUCUUUUGAGGUCUAUCCACAGAUUUUCGAUAAUGUUUAGGUCGGGGGACUAUGAGGGCCAUGGCAAAACCUUCAGCUUGCGCUUCUUGAGGUGGUCCAUUGUGGGUUUUGAGGUGUGUUUAGGAUAAUUAUCCUGUUGUAGAAGCCAUCCUCUUUUCAUCUUCAGCUUUUUUUUUUACAGACGAUAUGAUGUUUGCUUCCAGAAUUUGUUGGUAUUUAAUUGAAUUCAUUCUUCCCUCUACCAGUGAAAUGUUCCCCGUGCCACUGGCUGCAACACAAGCCCAAAGCAUGAUCGAUCCACCCCUGUGCUUAACAGUUGGAGAGGUGUUCUUUUCAUGAAUUUCUGCACCCUUUUUUCUCCAAACAUACCUUUGCUCAUAGCGGGCAAAAAGUUCUAUUUAAACCUCAUCAGUCCACAGGACUUGUUUCCAAAAUGCAUCAAGCUUUUUUAGAUAUUCCUUUGCAAACUUCUGACGCUGAAUUUUGUGAUGAGAAUGCAGGAAAGGUUUUCUUCUGAUGACUCUUCCAUGAAGGUCAUAUUUGUGCAGGUGUCGCUGCACAGUAGAACAGUGCAUCACCACUCCAGAGUCUGCUAAAUCUUCCUGGAGGUCUUUUGCAGUCAAACGGGGGUUUUGAUUCACAUUCCUAGCAAUCAUACGAGCAGUUCUCUUGGAAAGUUUUCUUGGGUCUUCCAGACCUCAACUUGACCUCCACCGUUCCUGUUAACUGCCAUUACGUUACAUUACGUUAAUUAAUUACAUUACGAACUGAGGAAAUGGCUAUCUGAAAAUGCUUUACUAUCUUCUUAUAGCCUGGUCCUGCUUUGUGGGCAUCAUUUAUUUAAAUUUUCAGAGUGCUAGGCAGCUGCUUAGAGGAGCCCAUUGCUGCUGAUUGUUGGGACAAGGUUUGAGGAGUCAGGGUUAUUUAUAAAGCUUUGAAAUUUGCAUCAUCUGGCCUUUCCUAACGAUGACUGAACAAGCCAUUGCCCUAACGAGCUAAUUAAGGUCUGAGACCUUGGUAAAAAUUAUCUGAGAGUUCAAAUCUCUUGGGGUGCCCAAACUUUUGCAUGGUGCUCCUUUCUUUAUUUUCCACUCUAAGAUUGUAAAAAACAAAAGUAAUAAACUAACCUUGCUUAAAAUGUUGAAAAGAAUGUUUCAUCUUUAACUUUAUGACUUUUGGAGAUAAGUGCAUCUUCUACUCACUUAACUAUUCACAGUAACAGAAAUUUUGACCAGGGUGCCCAAACUUUUGCAUGCCACUGUAUAUAAGUAAUUCAAAAGAAGGCAGCAAAGGUGUAUUUGCUAAAUUUAUUAAUGACACAAAGUAGGAAUUUAAUGCUAACAUUGCAUUUGCCUUCCUUAUUACCGACACAUCUUGUAAGUUCACCUUGGAGAAUUCUGCAUUAGAACUCUGAAGAUGCUUUGCACCUCCAAUUUCUGAAUUUACUCCCUGUCUAGAAAAGUCUACACAUUUAUUCCUUUCGGUAAAGUGAAUAAUCAUGCAAUAUUGUAUUCCAUCUGCCACUUCUUUGCCCAUUGUCUUAAUCUGCCCAAGUCCUCCUUCAGAAUCCCUGCUUCCUCCACUAUGUGCCCCUGCCCCACCUAUCUUUAUAACAUCUGCAAAUGUGGCCAUAUAGCCAUCAAUUCCAUCAUCCAGAUCAGUAACAUACCUGAAAAGUAGCAAACCCAAUACUGACCCUUGCGGAACACCAGCAGCCAACCAGAAACCACCCCCUUUAUUCCCACUCCUUUAGUUGACUGGCAGAAGGCAAUCUUCUGUCCAUUCUGGUAUCUUUCCAAUAAUAUCAUGGGCUUUCAUGAGCUGUAGGAGAUUUGUGAUGAAUAUUUCUCCUGUUUUUGCUGUGGAGAAAGACAUGAACAUUUCAGAACUUGAGAAUAGUUAAUGGUGAUGUCUUGCCAAUAGCUCAUAUUACAGAAAAGGGAUGUAGGUGUUUUAAAAAUGUAUGAAGAUAAAUAAAUCUUGGGUUUGAUCAGGUAUAUCCAAGAAUGCUGUGAGAAGCUAGAGAAGAAAUUGGGACAGUCCUGGCUGAGAUUUUAUACAUCUUCAUUAGUGACAGUGAAGUGCUGGAAGAUUGGAGGGUGGCUAAAGUGCCUUUAUUUAAGAAAUGCUGCUGAGAAAGACCUGGGAAUGAAAGACCAGUUAGCCUAAUAUCUGGUAGUUAAGUUAUUGAUGGGGGUUCCAAGACAUCAGAUAUAUAUGCAUUUGGAAAGGCAGGUUGGUUAGUGAUAAUCUACAGGGCUUUGAGUGUGGGAUAUCGUCUAAUGAAUUUGAGGUAACCAGGAUGGCUAAUAAUGGCAGUGCAGUAAACAAUCUCUAUGGACUUCAGUAAGGCCUUUGAUAAGUUUCUGCAUGGAAGGCUGAUAUGGAAAGUUAGAUCACAUGGCAUCUAACGAGAACUAACUAAUUAGAUACAGAUUUAGCUUGAUAGAAAGCAAAAUACAAUUAUCGAUGGGGGUUUUUUUAGACAAAGCCAUGCCUAUAUGCCCCAAGGAUUGUAGGCUGAAUCUUUACUAUCAAUAAUCUGGAUGAGAAUAUACAGAGCAUGAUUAUUAAAGUUUCAGAUGACACUGAAAUUGGUGGUGUUGUAAAUGGUGAAGAAAGCUAUCAGGAACUAGAGAGGAAUCUUGAUCAGCUGGGAAAAGUGGGCCAAAGUACACCAAAUAGAUUUUAAUGUGGAUAAGUGCUUGUUGCAAUUUAGGAAAAGACACAAGGAUAGGACUGUCAGUGAAUGGUAACACCCUUGGUAGUAUUGUGGAACAGGGGGUCCUAGGAGUACAUGAGGGGCAAUGUAUUCAAUCUUUUCCCUGGGUUUGGGGAAUCAAGAACUAGAGGACAUAGGUUUAGUGUGAGGACAAUUUUCACUCAGUGUGGUCAGUAUGUGGUAUGAACUCCAGAAGAAAUAGUUGAGGCAGGUACAUUAUCAGCAUUUAAAAGAUUCAUGGACAGGUACAUAGAUUGGAGAAUGUAGGCAAAACAUGGGAAAAAUCGGACUAGCUUAGAUAAGUCUCUUGGUCAGCAUGGAACAGUUGGGCUGAAGGGCCUAUUGCUGAGCUGUGUGGCUCUUACUUAAUUUACUCCAGCAGUCUAUUUGAGACUUAAUAAGUGCUAAAAUUUAAAAAAACAGUUUUGAAGUCAUUCUGCUGGGUGUCACGUUUUUCCUGCAUGAAUUCUAUAUCUGUGAGUCCUUGGCAUGUAUGGCUUUCAGAAGAUGCUUAUAUAUUUCACUUCAUUUUUCUCAUUGAACAGGAGCAGAAGUCUCUUAUCCUUUCCAUAUGCACUUUCUAACCCAAGAAUAAGUUUUUUGGCUCUCCUGAAUGAAAUCUGAUAACCUGACUGAACUUUGGAUCUUGUGCCAAAUCAUAUCAUGUUGGUUAUACUUUUUAUAGGUAUCUGUGAUCUUAUUUCCAUCCACAAAAUGGGAGUAUUAUUAAUACUAAAAGCAUUCUGCACUUAGAAGAAUCCUCCAUAAGUUACUAAAGAUAUAAAGAUAUGCAAAUAUUUCAAGCAGGAUCUUAAUUGCUUUGGCUUUUUGAGCAGGACAAGAGUAUGCUAAGCAGUUAAUGGAUAGUCUGGUUUAAAAUAGUAAUGUUGGGGCUGACUCUGUUGUACCUAUUUUGGAUGCAGUCUUGUUGAGCUAUUUAAAACCCAGUUGUUCUGAACUAUGAAACCACACAAGAUUCAUGUAGAUUCAAAUGUUCUCUGAUUCUUUUGUCAUUCAUUUAUUUGGAUAUUGUUUCCUGUUUAUAUGUAUAGAAAUAAUUUGUAUAUUUCUGAACGACUGAAUUCAGUAAGUAAAAGAAAAGCAAAAUAUUAUAGCUACUAGAAAUCUGGA
Messenger RNA from Hypanus sabinus (Atlantic stingray), 8747 nucleotides. RefSeq names its product centromere protein I (gene cenpi). Gene Ontology annotation, cellular component: kinetochore. The record is from RefSeq and is a predicted model, not a curated record. The coding region runs from base 50 to 2143 and encodes 697 amino acids. The transcript has 20 exons. Lineage: Eukaryota; Metazoa; Chordata; Chondrichthyes; Myliobatiformes; Dasyatidae.